This is a messenger RNA of Danio rerio (zebrafish), 2906 nucleotides long. Lineage: Eukaryota; Metazoa; Chordata; Actinopteri; Cypriniformes; Danionidae. The record is from RefSeq and is a predicted model, not a curated record.
GUGGGAGCCGCUGAUGAUGAGAGGAUCCUCCUCCAUACACACUCAUUGAACACAUGCACACCCGCUCAUUCGCAUCACUGCACACAUCAACACACGGGCUUCCGAGCAACCUGUUACUGCCAGCAAUAAAGGGCAAUGUUAACACACAUUUCUUCUAUUUUCGUUAUGUUUUGUAAUAGAUAAACAAAUAAUAUUCGUUUACUGAGAGAAGUCUUGUCAGUCUGAUAGCGGAGACUCGAAUCCAGCGCGCGGAGCGGAGCGGUGACGUGUUUUGAGUGACAGGAGUGAUGAUCUUAAUAUGAGUCGGGCAUCAGAACUCGCAUGAAAAACCGGAUUUAUUUGAUCGGCGUUUUUGAUUCAGAGGGAAUACAGGCUUUGCACGUACAAGGAGACAUCUAUCAUCAAGCCAGUGUGAUUCCUCUGGACAUCGACUCAGCGGUAGCAUCCCUGCUUUGUGAAGCAAGCUCUGGUGAAGAAGCGAUGCUGUUCUUCUACAAUUUGCUGAUAAUGGGACGACGGGUGUGAGUGUGGUUGUGGCUGCAACCCUAGAACCUCGAUCCUCACCAACAUGGUUUGCAGCGAACAGAAUUCUGGCACAUCAGUGCCCAAAAAGGAAACACAGACCCGCAAGAAGCGGAAAUCUCGUCCGCAAGGUUUGCCUUCUCCUGCCCUCUGCUGCGCAUGUGGACUCUGCAUCAUGUUGGCAGGCAUCAACAUCACCUUAGUUGGCGCCUUCGCAUUCAGUACGCUCGUGCCCUCCAGCAAUCCUCCAAUCAUCAUUGGACCGAUUCUCCUACUGGUGGCGUUCUCCUUCUUCGGGGCGUGUUGCAUCUGCAGUCGACUGCCUCCACCUCAGAGUUCUCGCCGGUCUAAAGGAGGUGGCGGUUUGGGUUUUAUGGGUCGAGGUGGAGGGGGGUUGGGUGGAGGGGCAGCGUUUGAGAUUGAGACCAGCGAGCACACGAUGCAGGACACCACAGCCGUGCAGCUCAGCCCCACUAACUCUCCCUGCUCCUCCCAUGCCUCAAGUCCCGAAAGAGAGGCUCCUGCCACCGCCGCAAAUGCUACUGUUCCUGCCCCUGACUACGGCCCUCCACGAACCUGCAAACUCUUCACUAUGGAGGCCAACGGACCAAACUCGGCAGCCUUUUCUGCUUCAACAGGGGGUGGAGGGGCGGUCCGGCUCACUUUGCCCUCAGACUGCGCUGCCACUUAAGUGUGCCGGUUUAGGUCGCUCUCUGGAGAAGGGCUGGUAUUAUGUUAUGUAAAUAGUUCUCUCAAGGAAAGACAAGCACUUUGUCUGAAGAAUUCAUUUGAUUGCCACAGCUGGCUUGUGCCACGAGAUGUAAUAACAAUUGAAAUGCUCGCAUAAAUUCAAUGGGUUGCUUUUCGGAGACCCAUGUGUUCCUGAUAGAAAUGACAGUGGUAUGCGAGAAGCAUAUGAAGAGCUUUUUGCGUUCUCUGUAUCCAAAGAGAGAGAGCCUUGAAAGGUGAAUCACUGAGGCGUGCUUCACAUAUUCAUACUGUGCCACUGUUACUCAGAGCAUUCACAGUUACUGCGCUCAAAAGAGACAAAAUCAGCUGUUGUGUAAAGAUGGCUUUGGAGACGAGCCUAAGAAACAGAAUGGAGAUAGACACUGUGUGUUGUCAUAUGCUAGUGUAUGGAUGAAAAAAAUAAGAAUCAAAAUAGAGAUGUUGUAUUUUUUCUCUUAAAUAUUUUCUCUUCAUCAUUUUAAAUUAAUUCAAGAGCGAAUGGUUCUUUUUUGAUCACUCUCCGUGGCUGAACGCUUUGAAUAUUGUCAAUACUGGAUUUAUAAAUAAUCCGUGACACUGUGCAAGAUCUCUGCUGUUUUUUUUUAAUGCAGCAGUAUAGUUUGCAUUAAAAUCGGACUGAAAUGCAAGUUCAAAAAGGGCAGAAAGAAAACUACAUUCUAGGUGUGAUUCGCCUGACAUUGUGUGGCGAAUAUUUGGCAUCGUUGAGCUGAAUUUGUACUGUUGUUGCAAUUUGUUUGAUGUUAAGAUUUUUGACUUGAAAUAAUGAACCAACAGCCCAUUUUUCUGUAAUAUAGCCACAAGCCAUUAGUCUUUAUUUUAUAAUGUGGUUUAUACUUUAUGCCAAGUAAAACAAUAUUUCUUUCUUGUAGAUUGCCAAAGGCUGUUAUGCCCUCCCUCUUCUGUUGUCUUCGGUUGUCAGUACUUGUCCUACGUCAACAGCACAGUAACAUUCAACUAUACUACCUACAUCUGCUCACAGUGUUCCCUCUCAAAUCUCUUUUUUUCCCUCCUAUCUUACUGUCCCUGUGCCCCCUGGUUUUCCUUUGCUCUUUGAAAGCAAGAGCCAGCACUGUUCUCAAACAUGCCCUCUAUCGCUGACCCGCCAUGAUAGUUCAAGCUGAACAGCGAAACAAUUUCCCUCAUGUUGAUUUUAGCGGAGAGGUCAGCUGAAAGCAGUUUCGGGGGCUGUACAAGCUUAAAAAGAAAAGGACAUUAUCUCUGUAUACAUUUUAAAAAGUAAAAAUGCUCUAUUAACAUUUGACGGUUUUAGAUUUUCCCUUUGGUAUUAUAUAUUCAACAAUUCUAAGCAAAGGAAAGGGCUGAUUUUUACUGACAAUUUUCUGUAAAGUGCCAAUGCAUCUGAUAAUAUGUACUUUUAUCUGUGUAAUAUAGUGUGGCACAUUUAUCAUAAGUCAAGUGGGUUAAGGUUAGGCAUAGGCCGGUAUAUGAUUCUCAUGGUAUGAUAACCUUGGCCAAACAAUAUCACAAUUUCAUGGUAUUGUGAUUACUGCUAUAAAAUAUCACCUUUUUAAAUGUCUUAGUAAAAAAACUUAACACAUUUUCGCCCCUUUAUAAUAAAAUACACAUUUAUUUUAUUUUGAGAAACAUUUAAAAAAAUUUAAAACAGUAAACAU